Myiozetetes cayanensis is the source of this 1662-nucleotide messenger RNA. RefSeq names its product tachykinin receptor 3 (gene TACR3). Bases 334 to 1662 code for a protein of 442 amino acids. NCBI's taxonomy places the organism in Eukaryota, Metazoa, Chordata, Aves, Passeriformes, Tyrannidae. The record is from RefSeq and is a predicted model, not a curated record. Gene Ontology annotation, biological process: positive regulation of flagellated sperm motility; G protein-coupled receptor signaling pathway. Gene Ontology annotation, cellular component: sperm midpiece; plasma membrane. The transcript is spliced from 5 exons. Gene Ontology annotation, molecular function: tachykinin receptor activity.
UCCCUUCGUGACGCUGGAAACUCACAAGCCUAUAAAAUGUGCCUUGGCUCCUUCAGCAAAAUCAAAAGCAAGAGGUGGCUAUACACAGGAGAAGUAGGAUGCUGUUCUAUCCCGAGGUAGCUCUCCUGACUUAGCUGGUACAGCACUUCUUACAGUUUGAACAGCAGAGCCAAAUCUUUAUUCUGACAGAUCUCCCCUGUAACUGCUGUGCUGCCUUACUUCCCUUUCUUCCUUCCUUCCCUCUUCUUAUCUGUUGGUGGGGAUUUUGAAGGGUUGGGAAAGGAAGGUAGAAGAGUGACAUCAUUCCUGGAAGAGAGGAGAGGAACAUCCAAGAUGACUUCUGUCCCCCCAGCCAACUGGAACAUGAGCAUGAGCAGCAAGUGGAACGUGAGCCUUGCUACAGCAAGUGAUGCCUGGGGACGGGCACUGGGAGCGCCAGCUGGAAAUGCUUCUCCCCCUGUAGCAUCCUCAGCAAGCAACUUCUCCAAUCAGUUUGUACAACCCUCUUGGCGCAUUGCCCUGUGGUCUCUGGCUUAUGGUGGCGUGGUGGCAGUGGCCGUUUUUGGAAAUCUCAUUGUCAUCUGGAUUAUCCUGGCUCACAAGCGCAUGAGGACAGUGACGAACUACUUCCUGGUGAAUCUGGCCUUCUCUGAUGCCUCCAUGGCUGCUUUCAAUACCCUCAUCAACUUCAUCUAUGCACUGCACAGUGAGUGGUACUUUGGAGAGGCUUACUGCCGCUUCCACAACUUCUUCCCGAUCACAGCUGUCUUCGCCAGCAUCUACUCCAUGACAGCAAUAGCUGUGGACAGAUACAUGGCCAUUAUUGAUCCCUUGAAACCUAGGCUCUCUGCAACUGCUACCAAGGUGGUCAUUGGGAGCAUAUGGAUUUUGGCUUUCCUGCUGGCCUUUCCACAGUGCCUGUACUCCAUAACCAAGGUGAUGCCUGGGAGAACUCUUUGCUAUGUAGCAUGGCCAGGUGGUCCAAAACAGCAUUUUACGUAUCAUAUCAUUGUGAUUGUGCUGGUCUACUGCUUUCCACUGCUUGUCAUGGGCGUCACUUAUUCCAUGGUGGGAAUUACCCUCUGGGGAGGAGAAAUACCAGGUGACACAUCCAACAAAUAUCACGAGCAGCUCAAAGCUAAGAGAAAGGUGGUAAAAAUGAUGAUUGUGGUUGUGCUGACAUUUGCCAUCUGCUGGCUGCCCUACCACAUUUACUUCAUAGUUACUGGGAUCUAUCAACAAUUAAAUCGGUGGAAAUACAUUCAACAAAUCUAUUUAGCCAGCUUUUGGCUUGCCAUGAGCUCUACAAUGUACAAUCCCAUUAUCUACUGCUGUCUUAAUAAGAGGUUCCGAGCUGGCUUCAAGCGAGCUUUCCGCUGGUGCCCCUUCAUUGAAGUGUCCAGCUAUGACGAGCUAGAGCUCAAGGCAGCCCGGUUUCAUCCCACCCGGCAAAGCAGCCUGUAUGCUGUGUCCAGAAUGGAGUCCAGCACGACAGUGGUGUUCGACACUAACGAUGGAGACAGCACGCACACCAGCCAUAAGAGAAGAGCAGCUCCAAAGGACUUGAAUUUUAAUGGUUGUUCACAGAGGAAUUCCAAGACCGUCUCCACGGCCUCAAGUCUCAUCAGCUCACUGCACACUUCAGCAGAUGUUUACUCCUAA